AUAGAUGGACAGGGGAGUGGUUUAAAAUGACAGUCUCAAGUUCAUGUAGGAAGAGAAGGUUAAUUCAAAGAAACAGCCAGGCAAGCUUCCUUUCUCUUUAGGAAUAAUUAUUAUCCCCUUUCACCAUGGCCCACCUGGGAGCCCAUUUUGCCUUUAGAUCCCGCUGGCAGAAGACCGACGAUGAACUCUGUCGACAUAGCAUGUCCUUUAUCCUUCACAGAGCCAUUCGCAAUGACUUCUUUCAGAGCUAUCUCUACCUGCUGGAAAAAAUUCCCCUGGAUCUGAUAAAUAUCUGUCAUAUUGGGAUUUCUUUUCAUUGGAUUCCUGGGUUAAUUUCAUCGUCUUUCGUCACAUAUCUUCUCUUGAUUUUAACCCUCAUUGGGCUGGAAUAUAGCUCCAAGAAACUUCUGAAGGAUGAAUCCAUGGGAGUUAAACUGUAUGCUUUAACAAGUCAAGUCAUCAAUGGUGAGAUGCAGUUCUAUGCCAGAGCUAAACUUUUCUACCAAGAAGUACCAGCUACUGAAGAGGGUAUGAUGGGAAAUUUCAUAGAACUGUCCAACCCAGAUAUCCAGGCUUCUCGGGAGUUUCUUAGAAAAUUUGUUGGGGGUGCCUUUCUGCAGGGGCCUGGGCGAGCUGGGACGGACUGCGCCUUGGAUUGCGGCUCUGGGAUAGGAAGGGUCAGCAAGCAUGUCUUGUUGCCAGUUUUCAACAGUGUGGAACUGGUGGACAUGAUGGAAUCGUUUCUCCUCGAAGCCCAGAACUACCUGCAGGUCAAAGGGGACAAAGUAGAAAGCUACCACUGCUACAGCCUGCAGGAAUUCACACCCCCACUGGGCAGAUAUGACGUCAUCUGGAUUCAGUGGGUCUCCGGGUACCUGACUGAUAAAGACCUUCUUGCAUUUCUUUCCCGGUGCCGAGAUGGCCUGAAAGAAAACGGCGUCAUCAUACUGAAGGACAAUGUGGCUCGGGAGGGCUGUAUUUUUGAUCUCUCUGACAGCAGUGUGACUCGGGACAUGGACAUCCUCCAGAGCCUCAUUAGGAAGAGUGGGCUGGCGGUGCUGGGCCAGGAGAAGCAGGACGGCUUUCCAGAGCAGUGCAUCCCAGUGUGGAUGUUCGCACUGCACAGCACAGACACUCCUGACCAGCAGUGGGAAUGAAUGACUGGACUUUGGAACAGAGGUGCUGUCCUCUGAAGUGCCCCUUGUAAUUCGUGGAGAGAUGGAGAGAAGGAAUGCAAUGCAUGUUUGAAAAUAAUCGAUGUAGUAUGUACAAGUUUCCACUAAUUGUAAAAGUACAUGCACCCUGUGGAUUUUCCAAAAGAUAAAUGGAGUGAAACAUCAGGAAAAAUUUUUUAAGAAAGUGCUUGUAUACACCUCAACUGUUCAGUGUAUACAAAAACAGAAGAGGGAGCAAUGUUCACAAAUUCUAAACUGCCUUGGUCCCUGAAGGUUUGCAUUAUAGAGUAUUGCAGGAUGGGUGGGGUAAAGUCCAGACCCCUUCCUCUGCCCUCAUCCUAGAUACAUUAUCCUUCCUUCCUCUUUGGGACUACUACUUCUCUUAGACAAAAACCUCCCACUAAUUAAGCAGGCACCAGUCAAAAUCAUCUUAUGAAAACAAGUCCAUUACUUAAUUUUGUCUUUAGCCUUUCUCUUAACAGAAAAAGCAUAUGGUUUCGCUUUCUAUUUUGGGUCAGUUUCACCACCCAGUACUGUAAUAUGGAUGUAAUUUGAUAACAGAAGUCUGCAUUUCAGUGAUGGGGACGUGUCUCCUUUCAGGAGAAAAUGUUGUACCCUUGAAAUUUCAGCUGUGAACAUAUAAGUAAAUGUCAUUGAUAAUCUAAUUUUAGCCAUUGGCUUCCAACACUGCUUGGUUCAUUGCAGCUGCUCCUGUUUCCUUGACUGAUAUGACUGUUCACUGGAAAGAGAAAGGAAAUGGUAAACCUGAAAACUGAAAUAGCUGGAUUAAUGGAAGGCAUUGGUUUAAUUAAAACUAUUUAAAAAUCUUUCAAAAGCAAAGUGUAAUUAAUUUUUAUUAGCAGAAUGUUUAAAAAUAACUGCUAUUGUCUUUAAAACACUCCAAUAUCUUUAUGUUGAAGCACAUAUAUAUUUUGAUAUAUAUUUGUGUUUUGAUAUAUAUUGAGUCUUCUAUGAAAUGCAAAGAAUCAAUUUAAAUAAAGUCUGUUGCAUGGAUAUGCUAUCACCAUAAAAAUAAUAUUUGCAAGUUGUAGCUCUAACUUAGGAGGAAAAAAAUCAUUAUAAAGCAUUUACUACCUUGUUAUAGCAUUACCUUGAUAGUUUCAUGUCCUGGAAAAUUAUGUUACUUACUCUAUGCCGACACCUUCUAGCUGUUGUAUGUUACUCACCAUGCUCUAGGGUAACAUAACAGAAUGUGAGAUAGAACCAUUGGUGAACAAGCCAGAGACCAGAACUAAAUCAAAUGGUGCAUCGUUACCAAACAGACUGAAUACGGCAAAACAAGGGAUCUCAUGUUUUAAUCCUCUGUGUCUUGCAGCAAAUUAGCUAAAUCUUCUUUUUAGGACCAUCCCAGGAAUUUUCUAUUUCUUUUACACCAGCACCCUUAGUUCUCUUAGCUCUUGACUUUCUGCUUUCCCAGUACUCAUAUGCUGAUUGACACAAUUAUCAAAGUUGUCUGCUCCUGGGUUCCUGAGCUUAUGGAGGAAAUAACAUAAUUGUCCUAUAGAUAUGGACAUAGGAUUUUUAACUCAGUUGAGUUUUCGAGGUUGAUCAGCAGUCUUUUUUCUCUUCCUAAGUCACUUUCCAUUCUCCUUAGAAAUUUUCCAGAUCUUUAAUGCUCUACACAAUUUCCCAACUCCGUACCCAUGCCUGAUUUAAUCGAGAAAGUAGAAGUUGGGGAGAGAGUUGUAUCAACACCCCACCCCGAUACUGUUAAUCAUACCUACAAAGUAAAGGAGAGGGUGGCUUGAGAGGAGAGGCCAUUGGAGCCAGAUCAUGCUGCCUAAUAGGUCCUGUUAAGGUUUGGACAUGUUAUUCAAAGAACAAGGAAAAGUUCUUGAGGGUGAAAGUAAGGGGAUGAAUUUUCUGAUCCUGUAAGUAGAGUCAUAGAUGCUGUAGAAGGAAGACAUUUAGAGUGAAGAGCCAUCUUCAAUCUAAUUCAGUGAGCCAAACACGCUGCUGAUGUUUGUCAACACAUCUCUGUUGUGGUAUAAAUAACGGACUACGUUAGUUCCCAAGUUCUGUCCGUAGUUUAACUGCUUCAGAAUCAUUUGGGAAACUUUUAUAAAAUAGAGAUCCACAGGCUCUGUCCCCAGGAGAGUCUAGUUCUGUGAAGCGGGCUCAGAUAAUUCGUAUUUUUUAUCUCAAAUGGACUUUGAUCAUUAGUUUUAUUUGAGGAUACUGACGGGGAAAGGAGUGAGGAGCUGGGCUCUUCAGAGCCACAGAAGAAUAAAGUAGGGCAGGCAAAGGCGUGGGGCCAGGUUCAGGGAAAUAGCUAGAUGGUGAAGUCCAUUCUCCACACUGAUGCCAGUCCUUCUAAAAUAUAAAUCUGACCAUGUCACGUGUAAACCUUCAGUGACUCCCCAUCACCAAUAGGAUGAAGUCUCAUUUCUUUAGAAUGACGUAUAAAGCCUUUUGUGAUCUAGUCCUGGCUUCCCUCUCCAGCCUCGGUUUUUCCACACUCCCUGCAACUACGCUUGACUACUUGUGGUUCCCUGAAGGAGCUAUGAUUUAUGACUCAUGGCAUUUAUAGAUGUUACUUCCUUAGCACAGGGCAUAUCUUAUUCUUUUUUGUCUGGCUCAGGCUUAGAUGUUGCUGACUCUAGGAAAGCUUCUCUCAUUCCCUGAGUGCUGGGUUAGGUGCCUCCACUAUGUGCUACCCUCAUAUCCUCUGCUUAACAUAUCACAGCACUUAUCAUGUGACUUGUAAUCAUUUGCUUACUUGCUAUUUCCUCUAUUAAAUUCUGAGCUCCUUAAUAGAGCAUUUAUGGUUAGAGUCUCAGUCUUUAACAUAGGCCCAGUGCACCACAGGAACUCAAACUUUUGUUGAAAGCAUGAAAGGCAACGUUAUAAGUAGAAAGACUCAGGGGACAGUCUAAGCUUCUGGAGGCAUCAAACAGGAAUCAGAGCAAAGCAGCAGGAAAAACUGAGGGCUUCUGACGUUCCAUGAGCCCUGGGAUAUGCAAAACCAAUCAACAUAGUGAUCAAACAGUGCAAGCUGUCAAGAACCAGGAAAGGCACAGAAACAAGACGGCAGUGAGCUCAGGGGUCAGACAAACAGCUGGCAGGGAGAUUGUAGCAAGAAAAUGAGGUCCUGAGAUAAAAUCCUGCCUAGUAAGGAGCUCUCUUUUUCCAAUAGGAGCCAACCCAAAGAUAUGGCCAACCCAAAGCCCAUAGUUUCAUCAGAUGAGAGGGUGCACCUCGUAAGAGAGACAUGUUAAAAUUGUACAAAGCCACUCCUAAUCCUCACCUGUUUCCUGCUAAGCAACAAGUCCAAAGAACCAACCAGGUUAUAGAUGAAGUUAAUCCUUCUGUGAAUGUUGAAUAGAAGUAGAAGGUACUUACCUGUACUCCACAGAUGAAUUAAUUGCAAACAUGCCUGCAACCCCAGAUGAACUUUGGAGGAACCCUUCCUUCGUUUACACAGUGAUUCAUGAAUGGGUGCCGUCUUCACCUGCUUCCUCUUCUGAGAAUCUGAGCCACCAUUCCUAAGCAUCAGCAUAGAAGCAUGCCAAGUCUUGAGGGGUCGGCAGUUUUAUAGAUUCAGGACCAUCAUAAAAAUAUAAAACAAAAUGAAUAAGGUCAUCCAUGCGAAAGACGAUCUGCUUUUUAUUAUGGGCACAUUUUUGCCCCAUUCUGGGGUUUUUUUCCUCUCCACUAUUUCCUGUAACUGGUCUGUUUUGAGUGAUGUAUUGGGGAGAAGACCUGUGUCAGAUAUAUUCAGCUGCCUGUCAUGAGUAAUUAAAACCAGUUGUGUUAUUGCUUUCCUUAGUUCCAGCUGACUCUUUGAUGCUUUGGUGUCCAUGCCAGAAAACUACCUCUUAUAAUCAUCAGAGGCCAGUGUUUUUGCAGAGGUCACCGCAAGCUAAUUAAGCAAAUAUGUGAAAAAUAGUUUUAAAUUGUCUCAAUUAGCAGAGUGUAUGUAUAUGUGUAUCUAGAGUGAGGUUGAGGAGAGACUUUUUAAAUAACAACUGACUUGCAGAGUUGGUGAUUUGGUGUCAGAGAACUAUGCAUAUACAGCACCUUUGUACUUUCAUUAAGUUGGCAUGAUUUGACCUUUUGCUACAUG
Molecule: messenger RNA, 5262 nt
Organism: Equus caballus (horse)
Lineage: Eukaryota; Metazoa; Chordata; Mammalia; Perissodactyla; Equidae
Gene: NTMT2
Product: N-terminal Xaa-Pro-Lys N-methyltransferase 2
Biological process (GO): N-terminal protein amino acid methylation
Cellular component (GO): cytoplasm
Molecular function (GO): N-terminal protein N-methyltransferase activity
Source: RefSeq, a predicted model, not a curated record